This is a messenger RNA of Pteropus alecto (black flying fox), 2172 nucleotides long. RefSeq names its product transglutaminase 5 (gene TGM5). Gene Ontology annotation, biological process: peptide cross-linking. Gene Ontology annotation, molecular function: protein-glutamine gamma-glutamyltransferase activity. The transcript has 13 exons. NCBI's taxonomy places the organism in Eukaryota, Metazoa, Chordata, Mammalia, Chiroptera, Pteropodidae. The record is from RefSeq and is a predicted model, not a curated record. The coding region runs from base 1 to 2160 and encodes 719 amino acids.
AUGGCACAAGGGCUAGAGUUGUCCGUCAUAGACUUCCGGAGCUCCUGGAACAACAUGCGGCACCACACAGAGGAAAUAAGCUCUGACCGCCUCCUUGUUCGCCGGGGUCAGGCUUUCAACAUCACUCUGUACUUCAGUAACCGGGGCUUCCAGCUGGGCCUGGACAAUAUCAUCUUCGUGGUUGAGACUGGACCACUGCCAGACUUGGCCAAGGGGACUCGAGCUGUGUUCAGCCUGGCAGAUCAUCGUGGUCCCAGUCCUUGGAUAGCCUCACUGGAGACCAACAGGGCCACCUCCCUGGAGGUGAGCCUGUAUGCCCCUCCCACGGCGUCCAUGGGUCGGUACCUUUUGAAAGUUCACAUCGACUCCUUCCAGGGGUCUGUCACAGCCUAUCAGCUUGGAGAGUUCAUUCUGCUCUUCAAUCCCUGGUGCCCAGAGGACACUGUCUAUUUGGACAGUGAGCCCCAGAGGCAGGAGUAUGUCAUGAAUGAUUACGGCUUCGUCUACCAAGGGAACAAGAACUGGAUCCGCCCUUGCCCUUGGAACUACGGACAAUUUGAAGAGAAUAUCAUAGACAUCUGCCUGGAGUUGCUAGACAAGAGCCUGAACUUCCAGAGUGACCCAGCCAUGGACUGCGCCCUGCGGGGAAGCCCCGUCUAUAUCAGCAGAGUGGUGUGUGCCAUGAUCAACAGCAAUGAUGACAAUGGGGUGCUCAAUGGAAGAUGGAGUGAGAAUUACUCAGAUGGCAUCAAUCCUGCAGAGUGGACCGGCAGCGUGGCCAUCCUGAGACAAUGGCAUGCCACAGGCUGCCAGCCAGUGCGCUAUGGGCAGUGCUGGGUCUUUGCAGCCAUCAUGUGCACAGUGAUGAGAUGCCUGGGGAUCCCCACCCGAGUGGUCACCAACUUUGACUCUGGCCACGACACAGAUGGAAACCUGAUCAUAGAUGAGUAUUAUGACAACACAGGCAGGAUUUUGAAGAAUAAGAAGAAAGACACUGUCUGGAAUUUCCACGUCUGGAAUGAGUGCUGGAUGGCCCGAAACGACCUCCUUCCUGGAUAUGGAGGCUGGCAGGUGCUGGAUGCUACACCUCAGGAGACAAGCAACGGCUUUUACUGCUGCGGCCCUGCCUCUGUCAGAGCCAUCAAAGAGGGAGAGGUGGAUCUGAACUACGACACGGCCUUUGUCUUUUCCAUGGUGAAUGCUGACUGUGUGUCCUGGCUUGUCCGUGGAGGAAAGGAGCAGAGACUUCAUCGAGACACAAAUUCUGUUGGCAAUUUUAUCAGCACCAAGAGCAUCCAGAGUGAUGAGCGGGAUGACAUCACGGAGAAGUACAAGUAUGAAGAAGGUUCUCCUCAGGAGAGGAAAGUGUUUCUGAAGGCUCUUCAGAAGCUGAAGAUUGGAAGCUCCCAAGGCCCCUACGGAGCAGACUUGUCACCUUCCAGUCCCAUGCAUCUGAGCCACUAUGGUCCUCGAAGCUCAGAUUCACCUUCCCUUCGGCCCAGUGAUGUUAUCCAGGUUUCCCUGAAACUUCAGCUGCUCGACCCACCCAACAUGGGCCAAAACAUAAAGUUUGUCCUGCUGGCCCUCAACAUGUCACCCCAGUUCAAGGACCUCAAAGUUAACCUGAGCGCCCAGUCUCUGAUGCAUGAUGGAAGCCCCCUGCCUCCAUUCUGGCAGGACACAGCCUUCAUCACGCUCUCUCCUGAAGAAGCAAAGACUCAUCCCUGCCAAAUCCCCUAUUCCCAAUACAGCCAGUACUUAUCAACAGACAAGCUGAUCCGCAUCAGUGCCCUCGGAGAAGAGAAGAGCUAUCCCAAGAAGAUCCUAGUGGACAAGAUCAUCACCUUAGCCUAUCCCGCCAUCAUGAUUAAUGUUCUAGGAGUAGCCGUUGUGAAUCAGCCACUCUCCGUACAGGUGAUAUUUUCAAACCCCCUCUCAGAGCAGGUCGCAGACUGUGUGCUGACUGUGGAAGGAAGUGGUCUCUUCAAGAAGCAGCAGAAAGUUAUCAUUGGAGUCCUCAGACCCCAACACAGGGCCAGCAUCACUCUAAAGACUGUCCCCUUCAAGAGUGGCCAAAGGCAGAUCCAAGCUAAUCUGAGGAGCAACAAGUUUAAAGACAUCAAGGGUUACAGGAAUGUCUACGUUGACUUGAGGUUAUAAAUUCUAGGACAA